AGAACUCACAGUGGAAAGAAACCUUAUGAAUGUAACCAAUGUGGUAAAGCCUUUGCACGUAACAGUAGUCUUCUAGUACAUAAAAGAACUCACACUGGAGAGAAACCUUAUGAAUGUAACCAAUGUGGUAAAGCCUUUGCAUGUAACACUGGUCUCCUAGUACAUAAAAGAACUCACAAUGGAGAGAAACCUUAUGAAUGUAACCAAUGUGGUAAAGCCUUUGCAUCGAACAGUCAUCUCCUAAGACAUAAAAGAACUCACACUGGAGAGAAACCUUAUGGGUGUAAUGAAUGUGGUAAAUCCUUUCCAUGUAACAGUCAUCUCCUGCUACAUAGAAGAACUGACAGUGGAGAGAAACCUUAUGAAUGUAACCAAUGUGGUAAAGCCUUUGCAGAUAACAGUGUUCUCCGAAGA
Molecule: messenger RNA, 414 nt
Organism: Meriones unguiculatus (Mongolian gerbil)
Lineage: Eukaryota; Metazoa; Chordata; Mammalia; Rodentia; Muridae
Product: zinc finger protein 670-like
Exons: 1
Source: RefSeq, a predicted model, not a curated record